CAUAGACCCAAACAAGCAGUCCAUUGCCAGAAAGGCGUUGUUCAUCAAUCAUAACUUCUUUCAGUCACGCCUCGGAGAUGGACAACACGAUGAUCCUGAGAGAGUGGUUCGAUCGAGUUGACUCGGAGAGAACCGGAAGCAUCACCGCCGCUCAGCUCCAGAAUGCUCUUGCCGUUGGUAACCUCAAUUUCUCAAUCUCCGUGGUCCAGCAGAUGAUCAGGAUGUACGAUUUCGACAGAAACGGCACCAUGAGCUUUGAUGAAUUUGUUGCGCUAAACAAGUUCCUUCUUAAGGUUCAACAAGCAUUUGCAGACUUAGAGAGGGGCCGCAAUUAUCUUCUUCCUGAUGAUGUACAUGAGGCAUUAGUCAAAAUUGGUUUCUCAUUGGACUCUCCUGCAUUUUACACUGUCUGUGAGAGCUUUGAUCAGAAGAAAAAUGGAAGAUUUCGGCUUGAUGACUUCAUCUCUCUUUGUAUAUUUUUGCAGUCUGCUCGAAAUUUGUUUAAUUCGUUUGAUACUGCGAAGCAGGGCAGGGUGACUCUUGAUCUUAACCAAUUUGUAUACUGCACUGCCAAUUGUAGAAUAUGAAAUCAAGUUUCUAAUACCAGGUGUUCAGGAGAACAUUUGUAAAAUGCCUCUACAUUCAUAAGUUAUAUAUUUUGCCAUGUUGUAUACUGUGAUAUUUUUCAUUCCAAUACAAUCAUAUAUACAGUUGACUCCACAAAAACCUUAUUUAUUUAGAUCAUUAUGUGUUACUAUCCUUCUUACCCUCUCUUUGUUUAUUCA
This is a messenger RNA of Tripterygium wilfordii, 785 nucleotides long. RefSeq names its product sorcin-like. Lineage: Eukaryota; Viridiplantae; Streptophyta; Magnoliopsida; Celastrales; Celastraceae. Gene Ontology annotation, molecular function: calcium ion binding. The coding region runs from base 78 to 587 and encodes 169 amino acids. The transcript has 10 exons. The record is from RefSeq and is a predicted model, not a curated record.